AUGUCAAUCGUCGGAAUCAGCUGCCGAUUUCCCGGUGGUGCAAACUCAAAAGAUUCGUUUUGGGAUAUGCUGCUGGAAGGUCGAUGUAGCAUUGGCUCCUAUCCAACGAACAGGCCGGACGCAAGGGAGUUCACAGAUACGUAUAAUUCUGGAAAGAACACGCCAGGGAAACAUUAUGUUCUUACUGGUUCUUUUCUUGAAAAUAUUACAGGAUUUGAUGCUCAGUUUUUCGGAAUAUCCCCAAGCGAGUGCCGUUCAAUGGAUCCCCAACAGCGAAUACUUCUUCAAGUUGUCUUUGAAGCGAUUGAAGACGCUGGCAUACGUCUUGAAGAAUUACAACAAUGUCGAACUGGUGUUUAUGUUGGGUCGAUGAACACAGAAUACGGCGCUCUUGUAAUGGAUCCGUCAAAUAUUCGAAAAAUCGAUCACUUCUCUUCUACUGGCUCUGCCUUGUCAGUAAUAGCUAACCGCAUUUCUUUUUCGUUGAACCUAACCGGUCCUAGUUUAGCGAUGGAUACAGCUUGUUCUUCGUCUUUGGUCGCAUUGGACAUCGCAUUUCUACACUUACAAAAUGAUGAAUGUGACGCAGCGAUAGUGUGUGCGCCAAACAUACUUCUCGUUGGAAAUAAAUUUCACACGGCAUGCUGUAGAACUGGGUUAUUAGCCGAAGAUGGUCGUUGCAAAAGUUUUGACAUAAAAGGAGACGGAUAUGGGCGGGGUGAAGGUGUGGCCGCAAUCAUAAUUAAACCAACCCAAACAGCUUUAGAUGAUAGAGAUAACAUUUAUGCGGAAGUUGUAGCGUGUGGUACGAAUAACGAUGGUCAAACAGCAAUCCCAAUGACAGCUCCUAGUGAGGUAACACAAGCCGCUUUGUUUGAAAGAGUCCUUCGAGAAUCUGGUUUGUCUAAGGACGACAUAAGUUACGUGGAAGCACAUGGUACUGGUACAGCUGUUGGAGAUGUGGUCGAAAUGGGAUCACUGGCAGACGUUUAUGGUAACAGCAGUCUCAGGGUACUUCGUGUAGGAUCGGUGAAAUCGAACAUAAACCAUACGGAGUCAACAGCAGGUUUAGCCGGAUUAAUCAAGGUAUGUCUUAUGAUAAAACAUGCUCAAUAUGUCCCGACUGUUAACGUGCAUCAAGUUAAACCGCAGCUUAAAAUGUCUGAACGCAAGAUGGUAGUUCAAGUGCGUAAUGAACCUUGGGAAACUGAAGAUAAUAAACCAAGAACUGCCGCGGUCUCUUCGUAUGGUUUCGGUGGUGCAAAUGCCCAUGCGAUUGUCAGAGAAGUUACUCAGAAGCCAGCGACUAUUGUUCCUAUGAAAACUUCAUGUAACCGAGUUCUGACGCUGUCAGCGGCGUCGAAAGAUGCAUUGAGAGUAAUGGCUAAAAAAGUGUCCCAAAUACUUGAGAAGGAGUUUGAUGACGUUGAGCUUCUUAAAGAUGAUCUUUGUUAUUCCCUCAAUGAGAGGUACACCAUGCAAUCACACCGCUUGGCGAUUAGUUUUUAUUCAUUGAAAGAUGCAGCGAGAGGCUUAGAUAUGUUUGCCAGCCAGACCAAUGGAUGGGAAGAGUUAGUUGCUACCGGCGACGUUGUUAAACCACGAAAUAAAGUUGUAUUCCUCUAUGGCGGUCAAGGCACCCAGUGGUAUGGUAUGGCAAAAGAAAUGUUAGUUCACGAGCCAAAUUUCAAGGAGAGCAUUGCAAAGAUUGAUGCACUUCUUAAAAAAUACAACGCUCCUUGGUCCUUGACUACGGAGCUCAACAAACCCGAGGAAGCCUCCCGACUUGAUGAAAACCCAAUUGGACAGACGGCAUUGUUUGCCUUACACUUUGCUUUAACCGAGCUACUGAAUUCAUGGGGUAUACGACCGUCUGCCGUAGUUGGUCACAGUCUUGGAGAAAUAUCGGCAGCUUGGGCGUCCGGCGCAUUGCCUUUAAAUAAAGCAUUGCAAUUGGUUCUGUUUCGUUCUCAACUUCACGAAAAAUGUUCCCCAACAGGCUGUAUGGUUGCCAUCGGCAUGUCAGAAGAAGACGUGCGACGUAUGUUGCAAGAUCUUCAAUUGGAGGAUGAAGUUGAUGUUGCUGUCGUUAACAGUCCUGGUAAUGUUGUAUUAUCUGGGAACAAAAGAUCUUUAGAUAUUGUUGAAAACCAUGUAUCAAGUCAAAAAGGAGACAUAUUUUUGAGGAAACUUACUACAACACGAGCGUACCAUAGCCGUGAAAUGGAUGAAAUAAAGCAAGCAUACUUUAAACUCACAAGUAAAUUCAACGUUCGUCAAACUCAAAGCGAUAUACCAUUUUAUUCAACUGUUACUGGCUCCCAGUUAUCUGGUCAUCUCCUGUCACUCGAGCAUUGGUGGUGUAACAUUCGUCAAACGGUUCAAAUGGAGUCAGCAUUGAAAAAUAUGUUUUCCGAUGAUCACAACUUCUUCAUUGAAAUUAAUGCAGCGCCUCAGCUUUCGCACCACGUUCGUCGAACUUGGUCUGACAGUCAUCAGUCAGGAUCUCUGAAAUCGAAUGACAUCGUUGUUGUUCAAACUCUGUCAAAACGAUCAGUCGUUGGUCAGCACUUGUCAUUUCUUCAAAAUUGUGUGGCUCGUCUCUUUGUGAAUGGUGUAUCACUGUCGUGGAAUAAAAUACAAGGCUCAGGAUCAAAAUCAUUUUGCCCUCGUCCAACAUAUCCUUGGCAAGAGAAGGAGUUUUGGUACCGCGAUGCGUAUCCGCCUGAGUUCGUUACAUUCCUCGUGGAGCAAAACACUGAUAAAGGAAGCAAGACAUCCGCUACUUUUCAUCCUCUUUUGGGCAAAACUGUCCCGACAGAAAGAUUCACUGGACUACAUGCUUGGGAAUCUGAAAUCAACUUGCACAAUGUUUCAUUCAUCGAAGAUCACAAAUUCUCUCAAUCACCAAACCCGGUGAUACCUUCAACGGUUUAUAUUGAGAUGAUAGCUGCAAUGUCAUUGCAUUUAUCUCCACGGUCACUGCCAGAUAUACGGAACAUUAGCUUUGAUCAUCUUCUGACCAUUUCCAACAACGAUUCAUACAGGAUAAGAACACGUCUUCUACCUGGAAAAUCACCGGGUGAAGACAAACCAUUUCAGAUCACACUUGUAGAAAGCAAUGAGGAAGAGAUAGUCAUCUCUCAAGGUUCCAUUCAGCUUGGCAUUGAUGACGAGCAUUCGUCGAAAGAAGCCUCUCCGGAAGAGAAUCUCUACGCCAUCGAAGUUCUCAAAUCUGCAAUGGAAGAAUGGUCAAAAGCAGAUGUUCAAAAGGUCCGUGAAGAUGUGGGUUUCGCAUUCGGUCCUCGAUUCGAUUUGAUUAGCCAGGGGUGGUCUAAUGGCAGUGAAGCGCUUUCUCUUAUCAUUCCAACUGAAGAGAUCAUCAAUUCAUCUGCAUAUGUUAUGCACCCUUGUGUAAUUGAUGCAUGUUUGCAGACAACCCUUCUAUUAAAAAGUAUUGCUGGUAAAUAUGUUCCUAAAGAGAUUACCAACAUCACAAUUUUGCGAAAUUCAAGGUGCACUCAACAGUUUUAUGCUCAGGCAAAGAUCGUAAGUUCUGGAAAAACGCCAACCUACAAUAUUACCCUUAUGGAUCAAUAUGGCCAAGCUGUGAUGAUUAUUGAGAAGUUCAUAACGGUGGAAAUUCUAUUAGACAAAGAGGAAGUAACAUUUGAUAACGCCACAUUCACUUUUGGUUGGCAACAGAUGGCGACUGGAUCUUUAAGAGGUGGUCAGGACUACAUUUGGCUUAUUCUGAGAGACCAAAGCGAGUUUGCUGAACGUUUUACACAACAUAUUCCCCAAUGCGAUUCUGUUCACUUUUUUGAUGCUCAUGAUACCUCAGAUAAAUGUCGUGACGCGUUUUCUCAUGCACUAGAUGAACUACUUGGGAAGAUAAAAGGCAAUGAAAAGUGGCGUGUGAUCAAUUUCUGGCCUGUGGAUGCGAGCAAAUUUGACGCGGAUGCAAACAAUUUUGGCAUUGUCCACAGUCUUGCGUUCGAGAGUUGUCUUUCAAUUUCUCAAGAAAUUUUAAAAAGAGAGGCUCUACUCGAAAAUAUUCAUCUCACUUUUGUCACAUCAGGAGUGGUUUCAAUUCCUGAUUACCAUCAAACUCCAACCAGCACAUUUCCAUGGUCUGCCUCUGUCCUCGGAUUCAGAAGAACCUUCUCACAAGAAAUCGCUGUCCCUGCUGCCUCAGUAAUCGAUUUGCCUGCCAAGCCUACCGACGAAGAUUUUCAUGCAAUGUUACAAGAGUUUGAAAACACUGUGCUGGAAGAAGAAAUUGCUUUUCGAAAUGGUGUACGGUAUGUCAAUCGUAUUAAGACGUUUGACCCUGGCGAGACUAAAAUUACGAAACGAGAAUCGCCCUUCUAUAAAGAUGGGACAAGAAAGCAGGUCACGAUGGCAAAUAUAUCAGGUCAGUUGUUCCUACAGAAAGGGGCGGAGUGGGUUACAGAAAAAAUGCAAAUUGAAAUCCACUCUGUCUGCCCUAUCCUUCACGAACGUUGGGAGAAUCUGAGAAUGAAUGAUCGUGUUUCAAUAAGUGGAAAAGUAUGUAAUGGACACAAGGAAAACCACGGCUCCUUUGUUGUUGGUGUAUGUAAAGUCAGCGAUCUUGGAAGUUUCGUUGCCGCAGAGAAGUGCUCUUUCACAGAGAUGAAUGUCGAUUUUACAGCACAACAAGCUGCGUCGAUUGGAUUCCCAAUGGCAAUGUCCUACCAUAUUAUCGCAAAUAUUCUUCGUGAUUUGGAAGGGGAAAUAAAUGUCCUUUUCUAUCACCAAAAUGAAGUAGUGUGUUUCAUCUUCGCUUGCGUCGCAGCCUCCAUGGAUAAGAAGGUUGUGUGUCUUGUGGAAAAUAAAUCAAGUAAAAACAGAAUAAAGCAAUUCGGAAAACUCUUGGUUAUAACAAAGGAGGAAAUAACAAGAUCAGUACAAAUGGAUGUUUGUCUCGGGGAAUUAGAUGCCGUUUGCCUUCUCAGUAGAAUCGGUACUUACGUCACACGUCAAAUAGUGAAACAUCUGAAACCAAAAGGUACUGUAAUUUCAAGUACUCUCAAUGGUGUAAAAACUGUGACGCUUAACCCCUGGAUUCACAUGAAUGAUGUCCGCUUUAUUUUGACCAGUUUACAAAACAUCACUGAAAACUCUGGGAAUUUUUCAGAAUUAUUGCACUCGUGUUGUUCAGUUCUGAAAUCGAAAGGACUCUGGAAAAACCUUUUGAGUAUACCUCAAGAAGCUUCCAGCAUAUACGAAGUUACGGUGUUCCGCGAUGAAUCUAAUAAGCAAUGCAUAGAGAAAGCGUCUGAUGUUGAAAGCAAGAAGGAAUUUGGUUUAAAAACAGUUUCUCUAAAACCUACGACUAUUCCUGAUCAAGUUGAUUUUUACAGUUUACCGCUUGACGACAAUGGUUUAAAAAAAGAUCGCACUUACCUUGUCAUUGGAGGUGUCCGUGGUUUUGGAUUCGAGGUCGCAAGAUGGAUGGUUGAAAAUGGGGCGAAAACAGUCGUGUGUACAGCUCGCUCAGCGCCAAGUGAAGAAAAGAUAGCGGAGGUCCAACGUUUGGAGAAGAAAACGGCAUCUCGUAUAAUUCUACGCCAAGCAGACGUGACAUCAUGGAAAGAAAUGGAUGUAAUAAAGAGUGAACUAGAAAGAUUGCCUUCAGUAGCCGGAAUAGUGUUUACUGCUAUGGUAUUAGUUGAUCAAUUGCUUAUUAAGGCUGACCUAAAGACAUGCAGAAAAGUUGUGGGAACUAAAAUACAAGGAAGUGUUAUUCUUCACCAACUCAGUCUUUCGAUGGAUCUAGAUUUCUUCAUUAUGUUUUCCUCAAUAUCCGGGGUUCUUGGUAAUGCUGGCCAAGUAUCUUACGCUGCAGCUAACUCCUUUUUGGAUCAACUGUGCGAAUAUCGUCGAAACACACUUGGACUGCCUGCCUUGUCUAUUAACUGGGGGCCGAUUAGUGGCGUUGGGGUGCUGGAGAGAAAAAAUAAUAUUACAUCCAUCCUAGAAACGUACGGAUUAACCCCCCUUCGUUAUUCAAAAGCAAUUGAAUUCAUGCAGGCUAUUAUUCUUCAAAAUUUUAACGAAGCUCAAGUCUGUGUAUGUCCUGUGAAUUGGCAAGUUUAUCUUAAGAAAAAUACUUCCCCAAGAUUGCAACAGAAGCGAGAUGAAACCAUGGUGGUUGCUGACGAUGUUAUGAAGUUGGAAGACCUAGCACUACAGCCGCUAGAGUUUAGAGUUAAUUACGUUCAAGAUUUUGUUAAACGUCUGCUCAGCUCAUGGUCGGGAAGUGAAAUUUCAGAACUAGACCUAAACAUGGCACUCCACAAGUAUGGCAUCGAUUCCAUUGCCGCGACAAACAUGAAACUUCGAAUUAAAAGUAGCAUUGGUGCAAACUUUGAAACGUUCUAUUUUGUCCAACCAAAAGUUAAUGGUCUAACAAUCGUGAAUGAUAUCCUGGAACAAAUCGACAAUAUCAAUACGAAGAGUUUAAAGAAUGGAUCUGAAGGAAAGGUCAAUCAAAGGAAAAACAGUUUGCCAGAUAACAAAGGGAAAGAUUUCUCAUCAUACGCAGGUGAAAAUAUUCUCUCACCAGAAUUUACCUCUGUUUCCGACGUUAACAAUGAAAAUGAACUGGAGCUGAUAUCCGUUGAAAAACCAUCGAACCCCGAGAAAGUAAUCCCGCUCUAUACUCCUGAAAAUGCUUUCGUCAAAGUUUUUAUGGUUCAUGCCAGCCAAAAGACAGCGCUUGCUUUGGCAUCAUUUGCCCAAGGUUUUCAAAAACAGGUCCACAUUGCAUUAUACGGUAUCGGAGUGGAUGACACGUCAUUUCAGAAGAGUGACUAUGGAACAGUGCUGACACUCGCACAACGAUAUGUAGAUUUAAUCAAAAAGAUCCAACCAAGCGGUCCAUUUUACCUCGCUGGUUACUCCUUUGGUGGUCUGUUGGCUUACGAAAUGGCAAGUGAACUGAAACGAAGUAAUGAAACUGCUGCGAUAGUCUUCAUGGUGGAUACGUUUUCGUGGCAUCCAAAAGCUUUAACAAACUGCAACGAAUUUAUGAGAAAGUCAACAGAGUAUAAUUUGAAGAUAACUGAAAAAAUUGUGACAAGACAACUAAUCGAGAAAAUGGCGUUUGUUGAACUGGGUAUAAAUAAACAUGAGCUCGAUAACUUUUAUGAAGAAUUAAAAGACGAAGAUGAAGUCGUUUCUGCUUUGGAGGAUCAAGCGGCUGUAAAGAACCUAGUGUUUCCCUUGAAAGAGAAGGUUGACACAGUUCAGUAUGAACUCAGAUCCGCCGCUACGGCCUACUUAGAUUGGCAGCCUUCUAAGAGAUGCUACGAAGGGGCAUUAAUAUACGUAUGCUCUGAUGAGACGAAGACAUUCUCCCUUUCCACGCCAGCGGUAUGGAAAACGUUAGUUGAGAGAAUGGAUUUGCUCUACGUUCCUGGAAGUCAUCUAGAGCUACGUGAUGAGACUCGAGGAGAAAUAUGUGGAUCAAUGUUGAUGACAGCCGCAGCAAUGGCGUAUCUGUCAAAAUUUCCCUACCACAAUUUCCAGGCAGUGAGAUCAAGGCGUCAAGAGCGACUGGUGGAAUCUCUAAAGCGGGGAAUCGAAAUUUCGAUGCUGUCAAAUCCAAGUUCGUCAAAAUGGAUAAAAGGCACUCUUUUUUUGGAUUUACAAGAAACAGUAUACAGUUUUAGACAUCAGUCUUUUGGAUUUGCCCAGACGCAUAACAUGUCUAUCAAAGACUUGACGAACAUUGUUCCUGGAAGGCACGUUGAUAUAAUCCAGAAAUACCAUGGAAACAAAUCUUACGUUGAUUUGCUGACUUGUAUGCUAACGAAAAAAAGCGGUGUUCAGACGUUCCGAUCCAUGGAUUGGCAGCGACUCAAACUAUUGAUGGAUGGUUUUGAAGCACAUUUUGGGAUACCUUUUAUGCAGUGAUAGGAAAUUUUAGAGAUUACAGACAAUAAGGAUGUCUUGAAGUCGAUAAGAUGUUAAUAUAAGUCGGAACUUAUAUACUGCUCUGUUUUGUUUAACUUUUGUUUUAGAAUAUAGUACAUGAUUUAUAUAAUGCAUGCUUAUUAUCAUGAUGAUCAUUAUCUCAAAACUCUAAUUAAGUU
Messenger RNA from Dendronephthya gigantea, 8123 nucleotides. Its product is annotated as phthiocerol/phenolphthiocerol synthesis polyketide synthase type I PpsD-like. Gene Ontology annotation, molecular function: fatty acid synthase activity; 3-oxoacyl-[acyl-carrier-protein] synthase activity. Gene Ontology annotation, biological process: fatty acid biosynthetic process. NCBI's taxonomy places the organism in Eukaryota, Metazoa, Cnidaria, Anthozoa, Malacalcyonacea, Nephtheidae. Bases 1 to 7944 code for a protein of 2647 amino acids. The record is from RefSeq and is a predicted model, not a curated record. The transcript has 11 exons.